AUGAUGUCUUUGCCAUCGUCUACCAUCGAGCUCACUCAAACCUUUCACCACUGCACUGCUACCCACGACUAUCAUAUCCGCUGGGUAUCUCUUGGCGAUCCUGAAUUACCACCUCUGAUAUUUGUGCAUGGUACCCCAUGGUCUUCACGCGUCUGGAGUAACUAUGCCCAAUCUUUUGCCAAAUACUUUCACGUCUACCUCUUCGACAAUCCAGGUUUCGGCGCCAGCCCUCUUGGCAAGCCUCUUGACGGCAAAGAGGGGACGAUCGACGACAAAACGGCUCUAGAUGCAGACCUCGCACUUCAGACAGAGGUGUUUGCUGCGCUCUAUAAAUUUUGGUCGCUAGACUGGCGGCACAAGCCCCAUGUGGUUGCGCACGACCACGGCGGCUUAAUGAGCUUACGGGCUAAUAUCAUACAUGGCUGUGACUAUGCGAGCCUGUGCUUGAUAAAUGUGGUUGCGAUAGGGCCGUUCGGCCAGCCGUUAUUCAAACUAGUGGCUGAAAACGAGGCAGUUUUCACUGCGUUGACCGGACCAGUGUUUGAGGGGGUGGUGGAAGCAUAUAUUCGCGAUGCAGCCCACAAAGAUCUGGGGAAAGAGACGAUGGAGAUGUUGAAGAGUCCGUGGAUCUCUUCUGAUGAAGGAAGAAGGGGGUUUGUGCGACAAAUGAUUCAGGCUAAUAGCCGUAGCACUGACGAGGUCGAGCCUAAGUACCCAGAGGUAGGAGAGAGGAUACCAGUGCAGAUCAUCUGGGGAAAAGAAGACCGAUGGAUUCCUGUGGAAACGACGGAGCGCCUGAAGGAGAAGUUGCAUGCUAAGCGUGUGGUGCUAAUUGAAAAUGCGGGACACCUGGUGAUGUACGAUCAGGAAGGGAUGCUAGGCGUCGAGCUGGGCUGGUGGUUGAACCAUGCCAGUCAUCUUUAG
Penicillium lagena is the source of this 924-nucleotide messenger RNA. Its product is annotated as alpha/beta fold hydrolase. The coding region runs from base 1 to 924 and encodes 307 amino acids. The transcript has a single exon. NCBI's taxonomy places the organism in Eukaryota, Fungi, Ascomycota, Eurotiomycetes, Eurotiales, Aspergillaceae. The record is from RefSeq and is a predicted model, not a curated record.